AUUCAAUUCAAAAUGGCGGCUAUUAGAGGUGCUUCUUUGAAACAAGUAGCAAAAGUCACCGUUUCGUUUUGUCCUUUUGACCCUAUGACAGCAACAGCAAGGUAAAGUUGAAGAGGUUAUGAAUUAUUUUCCGACUAAGAAAAAAACUUGCACUAUUUCUUGAUAGAUGGCCUAUUACUUAUAGACCCAGUCCAGUCCCCCUGCAACCAGGUUAAUAUUUUCACAUUAUUUUUCCCUUUCGAGUGCAGAGGUUGCCUUCUUUCUUUUGGCACAUUAUCACCACUUAUAAAGUAACAGCGCAAGUUCAUGAGAAAAAUAGACCAUUUUGAAUAAUUUUCAAUGAGUAAAAAAAAAUAAUAGUAACACUACACAUUUCAAGUGGUACUUGUAGCCAGUGUGGAGCCCUAAUGGGGUAAAAUUCCAACAAUUAGCGACACGGCCUUGAAACAGUGACAUAAGACAGUUGAAAUAGCAGCAAAAGACAUGAAGGUGGGAUGAGACUAUUAAAACUCCGACAGUGAUGAGGAAAAUCUCACUGACAGCAUGCAGGAUGGCCUUCUUUUCAAUGGAUCGCAUUAUACUCACGUAGCCAGCAUCUAUGCAAAUUUAUUGGAACAAAAGAAAGCAUUUGCAUAAGAAAAGAGUUCAACUCGCACACGAUUGGUUUGGGACACAACAUGGCCACAGUUUCAUUGUUUUGGGACACCAAUAUGGCCACCAUGACGUCAUGUGAAAACAGUCUAUACAAAACAUGACUACUUUUGAAAUUCAGACCAGGGACAUCCCCCUCCCCUUCCCUAACAAGGCCUUAUCAAUGAUAUUUUGCUGUAGAACAGUCAACUGUAGUCAAACUAAAAUAAUACAGACACUGAGGAGACCAUAGUGAGUGUCUGUAUUAACAGGGUGUCCCUAUUAAGUGGGUUGAAUUUAGAGAAAAUGUAAGGGUUUCUUUCCCCAGGGACACAGCAAACUGUCUGUGAUAAUGAGGUGUACUAGAAGUGGGUGUCCAUAAAGUGGGGUUUUGACUGUAGUGCCAACCGUGCACUCAGGACUAGCUCAGUUUGUAGAAUGCUUGACUGCAGAGCAGGAUGUCGUAGGUAUCAUUCGCAGGGCAGGACCAAUGCUCAGGAUCUUUCAAAUAACUGAGAAAUGAAGGCACUGUUUUUACCUUGUAAAUGGCAAGACCGUUGAAUGACUUGGAUGACCACAUGUGAAGUGACAGUCCCAUCUCCAGUAGUAGAUGUAAAAAUAGUGUCCUCAGUUAGUACUUCUGUGGUAAUUACAUAAUUUGCUAAUAUUAUACAUGCUUCUGGUAUGAGCAUCUCUUGGAAGGUGUAAAGUGCAGGUGUAACUAAAGCAUCGCGUAAAAUCCUUGCCCUAAUCCUUACACCUUCAGUUGCUCCCUCACUGGCACCUGUAAAUUAAACCUAGCAGUUUUAGACCCUGUUUACGUGGAGUGGGGGACCCCGGUCUAGUGGGGUAAGUUUCUUUUGUUUUGUGUCCCCCAGAGCGUGAAAACAAAAGAAACUUACCCCACUAGACCGGGGUCCCCCACUCCAUGUAAACAGGCCCUUAAUCUGUGUUGUGUGGUUCCCUGCAUUUUUCAAUUUUUUUUUCAUUUGCAAUUUUUAGGGAAUUUCUUAGAAGAGUUUCAAGUAAAGGUAUGAGGGACUCCAACGCUAAAUGUGAAAUUAUAUCAGAUAUCAAGAACGAUGGAUCAGAGCCAGUGGUGCAGGUUGUUUUCAGUAAGUGGGGAACAAUAAUGUAUGCCUUGCAGGAAAAAAAAACCUGGACUCUUGUUUAAUAGCAGUUCAUGAUUUUAUUUGUCGUGUUUUACUCCUGUCCUGUCAUAUUUUCUCUGAGGAAAAACUCAUAUAGGAAUGUACUAAACACUAAUAAAUUUAUACAGCUAGAGAGGUUUUAUUUGUUUGGUCUCACUAUAGUAUUUCAUUUACAGCUGACUAAACAAUAGCCCAGUUUUUAUAUGUCAGGAAAAUCCCAGACAAUGGGGGAUUUUACUGUUUCCUGACCAUCCCAGAUUUUGCCAACUAAUGAAAACUCCAAAUCCUAGAUAUCCCUGAUCAUCUGGGAUGGUCAGGGACAAAUCUGGAGAAUUGGGGAGCAUUUCUAUUUUCCUGGCAUGUCCCAGGUUUCUGCAAUGGUCGGCAAUCAUUUCCAACAAAUGAAAACUCAAAUUUGUACUGUGGGAGACGUGGCGAUGGGUUUCGCUCAUUACCAAUCCUCUAAAUUGCUGGCCUCCAACAUUCCCCUUAUAUCGGGAGAAUCUGGAGCAGACCCCUUGUGUUAUCCAGUAUAUCAGCAAAAUCUGGAAUGGUUGGCAAAAACUAAAAUCCCUGAUCAUCUGGGAUUUUCCCAAAAUUUUGAAAACCUGACAUAAGACAGUUAUGUCACAUGUCUUCAAAAUAUUUUUGUUAUUUUGAGUAUCUGAGAAGUGCCUAUAAAAAAAAGCUAGAUUUGUUUUAUAAGUUAGUACGCUCUGCAGCAUCGAGUGGUGCAUUUUUCCUCAGAUCAGUAGGGUACACCAGCAUAACAGUCAGAAAUACUGUCAGCUUUCAGAUGUCUAUCAUAACACAGUUAUUUCAUUUGUUAACAGAUGACAAAGACACCCUGACCAUGAAAACUAACAGCCUCAAACUUAUGGACAUGUUAGCAAUGUUCAACAGAAGGUGUAGGGAGAAGGAAGUUAAAUAGAUGACUCAUCUGAGCAUUUGAGCAUCUGAGCAUGCAUGCACAAGGUAAAGAAACGCUUUGUACAACUUGCCAUCUUAGGUCUGGUUCAAAUGUCGCAUUUCACGUUUCACAUUUCAUCUUAUAGAGGUCUCUGUGAAGAGAGACUUGACUUUAUUCACCAAAGGUAACCUAUGUCAGGGGCAAUCCAGGAGUUCGACUUUUUCAGGGGGUGGGGGGAUAAAGUCCAUCAGGUUCCAGCUUAGAACUAAGGGCGCUUUACAUUUGUCAGAACUGACUCGCCAACCCUUACCGCCAUAAUGAGAAUUUCACUAUUAAUCAAAACUAUCCAGCCAGAUCGGUCAAAUGCUGUGAAAUAGUGUGUAGGAAGGAGAUGGAUUUUCAGCAAAAACCCUUGGAAAAAGCCGAUUUAUAGCCAAAAUGACUGGUUCAGCUAUGAUGCGGCCGGCCAGUUCUCAGAAAUGGAAAGCGCCCUUGGUUUAUUUAUAAAAGAAGCUAGGAGUAAGCAAGAGUAUGUAUUUUUGACCUAACAAAAAUAAUAAUAUUAUUAUAAUUGUGUGGAUUUAAUAAUCUACAGGAUCAUGUGGAAAGCACAAGACAGUGGGAAGAAAUUGACAGACUGGAAAAAAUCAAGCAGGAAAAGAGAGUGGUACACAGUCAUUUGUUAUACAGAGAUAACAUCAGAUCUAUCCUAGUACACCAGCAAGUUGCCAGUUGGCGUAUCAUUGGAAUGAACUUACAAGAAAAAAAUUUGAGCCUGAUAAAAAUACUGCAUAUUAAAAGGCAACAUAUACACACAGAGGCAUCUAUUUCAUGGAAUUGGGCCUUCCUUGGGUGAUUUUAUUCGUUCAUCUGUCAUGGAUAAGUUUUCUUAACCACAAGGAAUCUACAACUAAAAGAUACUAAAAUUACUUGUUUUUUUUUAUUUCUUCUCC
Porites lobata is the source of this 3644-nucleotide messenger RNA. The record is from the annotation of a GenBank genome assembly. NCBI's taxonomy places the organism in Eukaryota, Metazoa, Cnidaria, Anthozoa, Scleractinia, Poritidae.